CCCGGGCCCCACGCCGCCCUCUCUGUGCUCGGAUGGGAGCCCUUUUGAGGAAAGCGAAUCUCGCCGGGGUGCCCGAGCCAGGCAGCGAUGCCAGCAUGCCCGUCUCUGCCUCCCUCCGCCAGGAUGGCAGCCAGGAGCGGCCGGUGAGCCUGACCUCCACCACCUCCUCGUCGGGCUCCUCCCGUGACAGCCGCAGCGCCAUGGAGGAACCCAGCAGCCCCGGGGCUGCAGCCGAGAACGGGGCGAGCUCCCCGCGCGGCCGGCACCCCCCCAACAGCAACAACAACUCCAGCGGCUGGCUGAACCGGAGGGGGCCCCUGUCUCCGUUCAGCAGCCGGGCAGCGGCCGCGCCUGUGCACAAGCUCAGCUACCUGGGCCGAGUGGUGCGGGAGAUCGUGGAAACCGAGCGCAUGUAUGUGCAGGACCUGCGCAGCAUUGUCGAGGACUACCUCUUGAAGAUCAUCGACACGCCUGGGCUGCUGAAGCCAGAACAAGUCAGCGCCCUCUUUGGGAACAUAGAAAACAUCUACGCACUGAACAGCCAGCUCCUCAGAGACCUGGACAGCUGCAAUAGUGACCCCGUGGCUGUGGCCAGCUGCUUUGUGGAAAGGAGCCAAGAGUUUGAUAUCUACACCCAGUAUUGCAACAACUACCCCAACUCCGUGGCGGCCCUGACGGAGUGCAUGCGGGACAAGCAGCAGGCCAAGUUCUUUCGGGACCGGCAGGAGCUGCUGCAGCACUCGCUGCCCUUGGGCUCCUACCUGCUGAAGCCCGUGCAGCGCAUCCUCAAAUACCACCUGCUGCUCCAGGAAAUUGCCAAACAUUUUGAUGAAGAGGAGGACGGCUUUGAGGUGGUGGAGGAUGCCAUUGACACCAUGACCUGCGUGGCCUGGUACAUCAAUGACAUGAAGAGGAGGCAUGAGCAUGCCGUCCGUCUCCAGGAGAUUCAGUCACUGCUCAUCAACUGGAAGGGGCCAGACCUGACCACCUAUGGGGAGCUCGUCCUGGAGGGCACGUUCCGCGUGCACCGCGUGCGCAACGAGAGGACUUUCUUCCUCUUUGACAAAGCGCUGCUCAUCACCAAGAAGCGGGGCGAUCACUUUGUCUACAAGGGUCACAUCCCGUGCUCCUCCCUGAUGCUGAUUGAGAGCACCAGAGACUCCCUGUGCUUCACCGUCACCCACUACAAGCACAGCAAGCAGCAGUACAGCAUCCAGGCCAAAACAGUGGAGGAGAAACGGAGCUGGACUCACCACAUCAAGAGGCUCAUCCUGGAGAAUCACCAUACCACCAUCCCCCAGAAGGCCAAGGAAGCCAUCCUGGAAAUGGAUUCGUACUAUCCCAAUCGGUACCGCCACAGCCCGGAGCGGCUGAAGAAGGCUUGGUCCUCCCAGGAUGAAGUGUCCACCCACAUGCACCAGGGCCGCCGGCAAUCUGAGCCGACCAAACACUUGCUCAGGCAACUCAGUGAGAAAGCCAGAGCAGCAGGAAUGAAGGGGAAGGGGCGCAGGGAGUCUGAAGGCUCCAAGAGCUGCAGAAGGCCCAGCAGUCAGUCUCCAACCAGUCCUGAGAAGCGCAUGAGCCUCGAGUCUGCCUCUUCCCUGCCAGAGGUUGAGCCAGACCCUGAGUCGGGGACAGAGCAGGAGGUGUUUGCUGCCGCGGGAGGUCCCAGCACCGAGGAGAUGCCCUCAGACACAGAGUCUCCAGAAGUCCUGGAUGGGCAGCUUGACGCCCACCAGGAGCUGCUGGGGCUGCACCACUCAGGUGACAUAGCGGACUUCGUGGUGGCUGAGAGCACUGAGGACCUUAAGGCCCUGAGCAGUGAGGAGGAGGAGGAGGAAAUGGGGGCCUCCCAGGAGCCCGAGAGCCUCCUGCCACCCUCCGUGCUGGACCAGGCCAGCGUCAUUGCUGAGCGGUUCGUCAGCAGCUUCUCUCGGCGGAGCAGCCUGGCACUGGAGGACAGCAAGUCCAGUGGCUUUGGGACCCCAAGGCUGACCAGCCGGAGCAGCAGUGUGGUUAGCCUAGAGGGCAGUGAGAAGGGCCUGGCCCAAGGGAGUAGUAGCACCACAGACUCCCUCAGCUCUCAGCUCCCCCUAGAAGUGGACACCAAUGUGGGGGUGGCCACAGAGAGUGGCCCUUCUGUCAAUGGGACAGAGCCCUCAAGCCCAGGCUGCUCAGUGGAGCCAGACAGGUCUUCCUGCAAGAGGAAGGAAUCGAUGCUCUCUACCCGAGACCGGCUGUUGCUGGACAGAAUCAAGAGCUACUAUGAAAAUGCGGAGCACCAUGACGCGGGCUUCAGCAUCCGGCGCCGGGAGAGCCUCUCCUACAUUCCCAAAGGGCUGGUGAGAAACUCGGUCUCCAGGUUCAACAGCCUUCCCAGGCCAGACCCAGAGCCACUGGCUCCACUGGGGCACAAGAGACAGGUGGGCUCCAGGCCGGCUUCCUGGGCCCUGUUUGACCUCCCAGGACCAGGCCAAGUGGGCACUGGGGACCCAGCUCCUAUCACAGAUGCUGAGUUCCGCCCGUCUUCGGAAAUUGUGAAGAUCUGGGAGGGAAUGGAGUCUUCUGGGGGGAGCCCUCGGAAGGGGACAGGCCAAGGCCAGGCCAACGGCUUUGACCUACAUGAGCCACUCUUCAUCCUGGAGGAGCAUGAGCUGGGGGCCAUCACUGAGGAGUCGGCCACUGCCUCGCCGGAGAGCAUAUCCCCCACCGAGCGGCCCAGCCCGGCCCACCUGGCCCGGGAGCUGAAAGAGCUGGUGAAGGAGCUGAGCAGUGGUGCCCAGGGGGAGCUGGUGGCCCCGCUGCACCCCCGCAUUGUGCAGCUCUCCCACGUGAUGGAUAGCCACGUGAGCGAGCGAGUCAAGAACAAGGUCUACCAGCUGGCUCGCCAGUACAGCCUCCGGAUCAAGAGCAAGUCGGUGACAGCCAGGCCGCCACUGCAGUGGGAAAAGGUGGUUCCCACCAUUCCCCGUCUGCAGGAGGAGACCGGAUCACCAUUGGGUGGCACAGGUAAGAGAAAGCCAGUGCUGUCCCUCUUCAACUAUGAGCAGCUGAUGGUCCAGGAGCACAGCCCGCCCAAGCCCUGCUCUGCCGGGGAGACGUCACCGCGGCGGUUCUCCUUCAGCCCCUCUGCUGCCAGCCCGAGGACCACCUCGCCUGGGGCCCGGCCCUCCUCUCGAAGCCCCCUCAGCCCCUUCAACACUGAGACCUUCAACUGGCCUGACGUCCGGGAGCUCUGCUCCAAGUAUGCCUCCUACGAUGAGGCGCUCCAGGCCGAGGGCAGCCGGCCCCACCGCCCGCCCGUCAACCGGAGCCGCUCGGUGCCGGAGAACAUUGUGGAGCCUCCUCUGUCUGGCAGGGUGGGCCGCUGUAGCAGCCUGAGCACCCAGAGGAGCCGGGCCGGCCCGGAGGCCACCCAGCCCCAGCCUCCCAGGGUGCUGCCCCAAAGCGGGCCGGAUGGAGAGGAGGCCCUGAUCGUCACCGCAGACCUCACCCUGGACAACAACCGGCGGGUGAUUGUCAUGGAGAAGGGGCCCCUGCCCGGCCCCGCUGUGGGGCUGGAGGAGGGCAUUGGGCAGGGACCGAGCUCGCCAGCGGCCACGGUGGGGCAGGGCCAGGAUUUCCAGGAGCCUGCAGAGUUUCGGCCAAAGGAAGAGGGUGCCAGGGACCCAGCGGACCUGAGCCAACAGGGCAGAGUGAGAAACCUGAGGGAGAAAUUCCAGGCCUUGAACUCCAUAGGUUGACUCUGAGUCCUAGAGGAGGGGGAGCCAUGCUGGGGGUCAGGGAGGAGCCUGGUGUACUUCCGCACCCUGGGCUCACACC
Ceratotherium simum simum (southern white rhinoceros) is the source of this 3822-nucleotide messenger RNA. It is a transcript of the gene PLEKHG3, whose product is annotated as pleckstrin homology and RhoGEF domain containing G3. The record is from RefSeq and is a predicted model, not a curated record. Gene Ontology annotation, biological process: regulation of establishment of cell polarity. NCBI's taxonomy places the organism in Eukaryota, Metazoa, Chordata, Mammalia, Perissodactyla, Rhinocerotidae. Gene Ontology annotation, molecular function: small GTPase binding; guanyl-nucleotide exchange factor activity.